UAAGGAUGUAUUACGUCGUGUUCGUUGUCCUGUUCUUCAGUACGUCAACGGUAGGAACAGAUGAAGAUAAAGUGAAGGAUAAUGUGAGUAAAAGAGAAUCGUUACAACAACUUAUCCAUUUGCACCUGUUCACAAGAAAAAACGUGAACACUAGUGUGGUGUUGACCAAGGUGAAGGCUUUAAACACCACCCAGUUCAACCCGAGGCUGAAGACCGUAUUCAUCUUUCACGGAUUCGCCUCGUCCAUGCAGAACUCUUGGGUGCUGAAGAUGAAGAAUGAGCUCCUUAUCAAGGAAGAUUUGAACGUGUGUGUUCUAGACUGGGCCCACGCCGUCCAUCCACCCGACUACGUCACGGCCGUCCUUAACAUUCCUGUCGUCGGGAAGAUGAUGAUGCAACAAAUUUCACGCAUGAAAGAACUUGGCCUGCACCUAGAUGACCUUCACCUGAUUGGUCACUCUCUGGGCGCCCACUUGGCUGGAGAUAUUGGCAGAAGAUUUAACGGCAGCGUCGGGCGUAUAACAGGUCUCGACCCUGCAGCCCAUUUGUUUGAAGAACAAUCCAAGAACGAGCGUUUGGAUCCAUCAGACGCCGAGUUUGUGGAUGUGAUCCACUCGGAUGUUGCGAGGGUAACUCUACCGUUUGGGGGGUUCGGCAUCUUGCAGCCUCUGGGUCACGUUGACUUUUACCCCAACGGUGGGCUAGUACAACCCGGGUGUAAUGACAAGUACACGGGUGUAUUCCCCACAGGUGGAGUAGAGUGCAGCCACAGAAGAGCGGCAGAGUAUUUCAUGAAUUCCAUCAACACGAUGUCCCCGUGUCUAUCUCAGGGAUGUACUGGAUAUAAAUCGUUCCUCAACCACCAAUGCUCCCAAUGUUCCAACACAUCCUGUAACGUCAUGGGGUACCUGGCCAGUCCACUCAAAGGUUUGGGCCGGAUGUACCUGCAGACCAGAUCGAAACCCCCAUACUGUGAUUUUUACAACAGAAAUUUGACCGAGUGCAGGAUGUGUCCACCGGUUUUUGACCCAAAAGAAAUAGGACAUGCACCAUACGGUCAGGGUGUUUCGUGGACAUCACAGUCCUUCUUGAUACUUCUGUGUUGUGUCCUCUCGGUAUUCAUUCGAUGACAACAACUUCGUGCCAAUAUUUAAGUAUUAUAUGGUCCCCAUUUUCAAAGAGAGUGUGGUAUAUUGAUGAAUAUCUCAGAUAAAAUACCACCAUGGCAAAUUUCUGUUUUGGUAACCGAAUUGUGGAAAUCAAAAAGCGAGCUUUAAUAUUGUAUUUUUGUAUGAUUAAUGACGGAUAUUUUUCUGCUUUGAUGUUUUGUAUUUAAUGCUUUUAAUGUAUUUCAUAUAUUGGUUAGUAUUGCUGUUUAUCAAUGUAUUUUAAAAACUUUAAAUUUAAUAUUUUUAAUAAUAAAGAUGUUACAUGUGUG
This is a messenger RNA of Physella acuta, 1438 nucleotides long. Its product is annotated as pancreatic lipase-related protein 2. Gene Ontology annotation, molecular function: lipase activity. Gene Ontology annotation, biological process: lipid catabolic process. The record is from RefSeq and is a predicted model, not a curated record. NCBI's taxonomy places the organism in Eukaryota, Metazoa, Mollusca, Gastropoda, Physidae.